AUGCAGAUGGGAGACCCACACCGGCACCCGGAACCCGCACCCCGAGCCCUGACCCGCGCCCGCACCCACACCCGCACCCGGAACCCGUACCCGCACCCGCACCGGGAAGCCGGACCCGCACCCGCACCCCGAACCCGAACCCGCACGCCGCACCCCGCACCCGAACAAGGGGGGGGGCGGGCGGCCACACGGGAACCGGAACCCGGCCCGCACCCGACACCCGAGCCACAGCCGAACCCGAACCCACGGCAGAGGCACGCCCGCAACCCGAGACGGACCCGGGAAGGACGGACCGGCAGCAGCGGCGGGGGACACGGCCCAGGCAGAACAAAAGACAAGGGGGGAAGGGGCAAACAGCGAGCCAAGACCCAGGAGCCACAGAAAAGGGAGAGAAAGACGCGGAGCACAGCAGGGAAAGCGCGGCAGCACCAAAAGACCGCUGCCACCACGGAGCCAAGCGCCAGGAGGGAGCACAGCGAGCGCAGACAGGGGAGAACGGAGCAAGCAGAGACGCACCCGGAAGCGGGGAAGGAGAGACACAGGAGAGAGGAGACCAGAAAGAGGCAACAAAGGCCACGGGCGACGAGGAGGCAAGCGGCACAAAAGGAGGAGGAACGGCACCGGGGCCACGAGGAGCCAGAGCAGGGCACAAAGGGACAGGGAGCGGGAAAAGCGGAAGGAGGACCACCGGAAAGAAGGGCAGCACGGCGGAGAGCACAGAGGGGCAGGGGGCCAAGACGACGGGACCCAAAGCCAGAAAGAAAGACAGAGGCAGAGGAAACGACAAAGGGAAAGCAAGGCGAGGGAGAGAAAGAGGGGACAGCAAGGGAGAAGCGGGAAGGCAGCACGGCAGACAGGCGGCAGACAGGCGGCAAAGGCAGAGAAGGACAACAAAGGAGGGCGACGGACAAGCCAGGCGGGGAGAAACCACGCAGGAAGAACCGCACAAGCCAGGGAAAACCAGAGGACACGGUCAAAGAGCGGGAGCGACAAACAAGGCGGGAAGACAGAAAGGGAAAAGCGAAAGACAUGGAACGAAAGCCUGCAAGAGAGAGGAAAACAGCCCGGGGAGGGAAGGCGAGGCACAGGAGUGAGGAGGGCGGGCAUGGCACAGAGCCACGGGGGCAGAGACAGAACCAGGCCGCCAACAAAACGGAAGAAGGACGGGAAAAGCGCAAACAAAACAGGAGGAGAGGGGGCACACACGGCAGGGAGCAAGGGGGCGGCGAGCGGAAAACGGGCGGCGAGGAAGGACGGGGGGAAGAAGACGGCAAAGGCGAGGGGGCAAACACAGCCGACGGGGGCGAGAGGGAGGCACACGGGCAGGAGCAGGGGGGCAAAAACGAGACACGGCGCAGGGGAAGCGGCGACAGGGACGCGGGGGAGCAGAGCGCGAACGCAGACACACAGACGGGCCGGGAAAAGGAGCCGGCAGGAGAAGCAAACAAAACACGGGAGGAACACCGAGACGGGGAGCGCGGGACGAAAGGAGGGGAAAGCCAGGAGAGGGAAGGAGCGGAGGAGGAAGACGACAAACGAGGCAGCGGCGGCAACGGGGGCAAACGGCGCAGAGGCAGACAAGGGAAGGAAAAGGGGAGCCGGGGGCAGGCAAGCGGGGAAAAGAAAGAGAAGAAGACAACAAAGGAGCAAAGCGGAGGGGCGGCAGAAACAGGAGAGGAGGGCGGCACAGCGGGCGGACGGGCAGGAAGAGAAGAGCGGCAAGAAGCACGGGGCACAGGGAAAGGGAGGCACAGGCGAGAGCGAGGCACAGCGAGAAGGGAGGCCAGAGCGGGGGAGACGAGGGCGGGAGGGAAGGCAACGGAGGGGACGGCACAAACGACAAACACGACGAACAGAAGAGGGAGGAAAAAACCGGGAGGGACAGGAGCGGGAAGACGGAGGAGAGGGGCGCGCAAGAAGCAGGAGACGAGGCGGCACGCCAGCCAGAGGACGGGAAGCGGGACAGGAACACCCCGGCAAAAGAAACGGGAAGGAGAGAAGAAGAAGAAAGGAACGGCAGAACGAGAGGCCGACGGGCAACAGGCAACACGAGGGGGCGGGGCAACGGACGGGCAGAGGGGGGCGACGGGAACCGCGGCGGGGGGCAGGGAGGCGAAACGGAGGGCCAACAGGAAAAGGACCAGAGGAGCGCGAAGGAAGGGGGGACGGGCAAAGCGAGGGAGAGAACCAAAGGCCAAGAGCGACAGCAAACAGGAGGAAGGGAAGGGAAACGGGAAACAAGGGAGGGAAGAGCAGGGCCGGGCGCCGAGGCAGGCAAACGGACAGGCCAAAGGAGGGGAGGGGCGGAAAGGGGAGGGCGGAAACGGGGAAGGGGAGGACGGCAAACAAGAAAACGAAGAAGAGAGGGAGACAGAAGACGAAGAAGAGACAGGGGGGCAGGCGGGGGCGAGGCGGCCACAGCGAACGGACGGGAAGGCAGGGGGCGGAACGACGACGAACAGAAGACCCGCACCGAGGAGGGAAGAGAGAGAGGAAAAGCCAGAAGAGAGCGAAAAACCGGCGAGGCGGGGCGGCGAGCGCCAGGGCAGGCGGCGCCGAGACGGCAAACAAAGGGCAGAAGACAGGGGGCCCGGCGCCGCCGAGGCCGAGGGCCCGGACCGGGGGGCCACAGCCCGGCGCGCGGCGCGCGGGAGGCCAAGCGACGGGGACCCAGGAGCCCACGAAACGAGCAGGCCCAGCGGCAAGGGCGAGCCCGGAGAGCACAACGGGGGACCCCGGGCCCCGAGGCGCCGCCAGGGGCACCCCGCCCCAGACCCGCGCCCGGGAGCCGCGCCCCGGACCAGCCGCCCAG
Molecule: messenger RNA, 2812 nt
Organism: Capra hircus (goat)
Lineage: Eukaryota; Metazoa; Chordata; Mammalia; Artiodactyla; Bovidae
Product: filaggrin-like
Exons: 3
Source: RefSeq, a predicted model, not a curated record